This is a messenger RNA of Lizanozyma spartinae, 1812 nucleotides long. RefSeq lists its product as uncharacterized. The record is from RefSeq and is a predicted model, not a curated record. Gene Ontology annotation, biological process: double-strand break repair via break-induced replication; resolution of meiotic recombination intermediates; DNA catabolic process. Bases 1 to 1812 code for a protein of 603 amino acids. Gene Ontology annotation, molecular function: crossover junction DNA endonuclease activity; 3'-flap endonuclease activity; DNA binding. Gene Ontology annotation, cellular component: Holliday junction resolvase complex; nucleus. The transcript has a single exon. Lineage: Eukaryota; Fungi; Ascomycota; Pichiomycetes; Serinales; Debaryomycetaceae.
AUGCCCGAUGCGAUAGAGGAUUAUAAGCCUCUUUUCCUAGAGUGGUUGAAGGAUUUAGAAGCCGAAGCCGAAAAGAAAGGAAAGAGAAUCGCCUUGGGGUACCGUCGAGCAUUAAUGCAGAUGAAACGGUAUGAAGGACGUCUUUCAAGCAGAACUGCGUUACGACAAGUCCAAUUUAUAGGGAAGAAGACUGCCGACAUUUUAAUUGAAAAAUUAAAGCACCAUUGUGAAGAAAAAAGUCUUGAGUUCCCCUCUUCCUUUGCAGAUACUUGUUCACUGAAAGGUGAAGACGAUACAGAAGGAAUCGCUACCGAACCCAAAUCAAUAUCUGAUUCAUCAGGAAAUAAAAGAAAAAGUACGGCUUUAGAGCUUGAAGUUCCCACCACUAGAAAAAGAAGGACAACAAAGAGAGCUUAUAUUCCCAAGCACAGAUCAGGAGGGUAUGCCAUAUUAAUAGUGAUGGUGAUUGCAAGAGCAGACAUACGAGGUAUGGUACGAACAGAAAUAUGUGAACAAGCUUCGGAAUAUUGUGAUAAUGCAUUCUCAUCUAAUCCUGCUUCUGGUGUUUUCUACUCUGCAUGGCAAAGCAUCAACACUUUAUUAAAUAAUGAUUUGGUGUACAAACACGGUCGUUCACCAGCUCGAUAUUAUUUGACUGAGGAGGGAAAGGAUUUAGGUUUGAAACUUGCAAAGAGUUCAAAUAUAAUUGUUGAAGUACAGAAUGAAGAUCCAGAUAUUUCUUUUGAUAAUAAUAUUCGACUUAGUUCUGAAUGUCAACUUUCAAACGACCCCCCUGUGUAUACUCUUCCAUUCAACCGAGUUCAACCACAAGUAGAACGUCCACUGAUAUCUCGAUAUGAUGUCAAUUCAAACGAGGCGAAUCAUGAUAGGAAUAAUUGCACACUAAAUGGAGUAAGAUAUGAAGUAUGGGAAGCCAAUGAAUAUGAAAUUUUUCUUGUAGUGGAUAAUAGGGAAGUUAGAAGUCAAUUGGAUAGGAAUUUCUUUCCCACUCGUCUAAAGGAGUUGGGUGUACCUGUUUUAGUGGAAACUCUUUCUAUUGGGGAUGCACUUUGGAUUGCACAACAUAAAGAAACAAAAAAAAAGGUUGUACUUGAUUGUAUAGCUGAACGGAAAAGAAUUGAUGAUCUUGUAUCAUCAAUUAAGGAUGGGAGGUUUAUUGAACAGAAAACCAGAUUAAAGAGAACAGCACUUGAAAACAUUUACUACAUUGUGGAAGAAGCUCCUGUGGAUGUACAAGAAAUGACAGACUCAAUUCAAACAGCUAUGUCUGGUACAAUAACCGAUUCCAAGUUUCAUUUAGCCAGGACUAAAAGUGCUGAUGAGACAGUACAAUUCUUUGUUAGUAUGACAGAAGUAAUUAAAAAGAAGUAUAAUGGGAAUGGGAUUAGAAUUGUUGCCAUAAAACCUAUAAACUGUGAUAUACAAGAUGAUUUUGCGUCGCUUAAGAUUCUCUUUAAGCACGAAUUUUCCAAUAGAAGACAUCAAUAUGAAUGUUGCCAUUUAUUUUAUAAUUUCCAGGCAACACUUGGUAAAUCCGACUUCUUAACUGUUAAGGAUAUGUUUAUUCAGAUGUUGAUGACCAUACGGGGCUUAUCAUUAGACAAGGCAAUUGCUAUUCAGAAGCAUUUCCAUACCCCCAAGGGUUUAAUAGAGUUUUUCAAGUUUGAGCAUGCUGUAACUCGAGAUAGUGAGAAGAAGGACUUGAUAUACCAGGCUUUUAAAAAUCAAGUCAAUACAAAGAAAAUUGGACGACCAUUACUGGAGAGAAUAUUUCAAGUUUGGGGUAAGUAA